GUACAUCUGGGAUAAAAUGGCGUCAAAUCGACCAGGAAGACACUGAAUCACUAUGAUUUCAUGUUUUACAUCAUUCGACAGGAAAUUUAGUUGUAUAUAAUAGCAUAGACAAUAACACAGAAACUGUAUUUUGAAGCAUACAACAGCAAAUAUGUCAACAGGAAGUGAAGUGCCCAUUGUUUCAGCGAGGGCCAAUGUAAUGUUAUAUGAUGACGCAAGUAAGAAAUGGGUUCCUGCGGGCACUGCCCAGCAGCAGGGUUUAUCAAAAGUACAGAUUUACAGACACACAGGAAACAAUACAUUUCGAGUUGUUGGUAGAAAAAUGGCCAAUCAUGAGGUAGUGAUAAACUGUUCUAUACCAAGGACUCUUAAAUAUAACCAAGCUACACCUACAUUCCAUCAAUGGAGAGAUCAGAGACAAGUUUAUGGGUUAAAUUUUGCAAACAAGGAAGAUUCAGAAAGUUUUGCUCAAGCAAUGAAAUCAGCACUAGAUACAUUACAACCCAAAGAAGUUCAAAAAGAAUUGGCUGGACAACAUCCACCACCAGGGCAAGUACCACAACCUUAUAAUGCACCACAGCAUGUACAUGAAGAACCGGAAAGGCAUCCACCACAUCCAGGUCAUGUGAGACAUCCAUCAGGGGGAGCUCCACAGUAUAGCCAGCCAGCUCCUCCGCAGCCACAGUAUACACAACCUACAGCUUCUCAGGCUCCCCCUCCAGCACCAGGGCCACCACCUGCUGCUGUCCAAGCCCCUGCUGCACCCCCUGCUCCCCCAGCACCACCUGCUCCCCCUGCAGCACCACCAGCACCUCCUCCUGGCCCAGGAGUACCACCACCUCCAGGACCAGGUGUGCCACCACCUCCAGGACCAGGAGUACCACCACCUCCAGCUCCACCACCAAUGCCAGGUGCAGGGUCAAGUCCAGCUAAAUCAGGAGGAGGUGGUGGUGGAGGAAUGGGAUCUUUGGCAGAAGCUUUAGCAAAGAAGUCAGGGGCCCUGAAACAUGUCGAUCCCAAUGAUAAUUCUGCCAGACCAUCAUCAGCUGAACCUGGUAGUAGAGGGUCUAGUUCUAGUACUGGUAGCGGAGGUGGUGGAGGGGGUGGGGACUUCAUGUCAGAACUACAGAAAAAGUUGAACAGAAAGAAAAAUGAUGCCGAAGGUGUACCACAGCCUGCACCAGAAAUUAAGGAGUCAGCUUCAACAAACAGUCUAGACAGAAGACAACGAGAUAGAUCAUCUGGUCCUCCAACAAACAGAGUUCCACCUACAAAUAAUGGAGCAGAUUCUCCUAAAGGCAGAAGCAGUUUAAAACCAUUUGCUUCUCCAUCAUUUAAGAGAAAAGACUCGUUAAAUCCACCUCCAGAACAGUUAUCAAAUGGACCAACAAAUUCAGCAUUAGACAAUUUAAAAAUAGAAAUUAUGAAUGAAGUACGACUGGAACUACAGAAAGUCAAAAUGGAAAUCAUAAGUGCUAUCAGAGAAGAGCUUUCAGCAGCACACAGAUGAAAGACAGAACAAAGACAAAAUUGGGAUCAAAAUCAAUGAAUCAUCUUAUGGUGCUUACAGUGAUUCUGGAUUGUCCAGUUUGCUGCUGUGUAAUAUUGUCAUAUGCAAUAGACCUGCUUAGAAUGUCAUCCCAGUGAACAAAGCUCAAUUAACAUGUGAUUAUAAUUUGUACAGGAUUGCUGAUCAGUGAUUGGAGGAUGAUUUUCUAACUUGGUCCAUUGCCAUAAUUGACUGGUACUAAAAUAUGUGUGUUUCUACCAAAGACAGCAGUUACCAGAGCUAUUCCAGUUUUAAUUAUUUUUAUGUACACAGGAGAGUGAGUGAGAAGGGGAAGUAAUCAAGUAUUAUGGAUACAUGAAAUGCUUUGCUCAUGUUUUAACAAGUAUUAAGAUUAUCUGCAUAUAUCAGAAAGGUUAUAAUCAUAUAAAACAUUUGUUUAAUAUAAUCACUCUCAUCAGUGUUAAGUUUUAAUUUGAUAAGUGCUAUACCAAGGUUUUUUUCAGCAUAAUGUUGUUGGCAAUGUUCAACUUACAAAGAAAAACUAAUGCCAAAUGUUUGAAUAAAUUUCAAUUCAACUGGUCUUUCACAGUUCAAAACGAAAAAGGAAAGAGAAAAAUAUGAAGACUUUAUACCAGUACCUUUAAAAGUAAAACAAAAAGUCAGCUUUUAGAACUGUUGGGCCAAAGUAUUUGUCAAUGAGAGGACUUGUGAUUUAUUUCUUAUUAAACACUAUUGUCAUUGCCAUAGAUUUUUUUUUCUUUUUAUUUAGUAUAUAUUAAAUCACCUGAACAAAUAAAAGAAAUAUAUAUGAUUUUUUUUCUCACUUAAAGGAUCUCUUUUCCAUCUAUAUAUAGAUUUUUUAAUAUUUCUCAGUAAUAAUCAAAAAUUUUUGUAACAGAUUUAUGUAAAUAUCUAUAUUUGACUAUAAUAAUCAGCUUAUCACAUAAUAGGUUUUAUAUGGGAAAAUUUGCUUGGUGCUGGAAUCAACACAGGCAUUUAGUUGUAGAACUUUGAAAAUUUUUUGUUCAUUUGAUAAAUGACUUUUUUGUUGGAUAAUAUGUGCAGCCAGAGUUUUUCCCCUUUAUGGCAAGUAAAUAUAAAUAAGGCAUAUCACAUGUAAAAGUCAUGUUUACAUAUUUGCUUAAAAAUAAAAUCAUGUUCCAUAUAGACACAAUGUGUGAUGUGUAAAGAUAAAGCUGCAAAUUAUCUAAAAUGCGGAAUAGUUUUAAGUAUGUUAAUCAUUAUGAACAGAAAGAAUAUUUAUUUUUUUAUUUCAUGAAAGCCAAAAAUAGACAUGCAUUACACAAAACAGAGAAUGUUUUGAGUUUCAUUGCUCUCAGGUUUAAACUUGCCUUUCUGAACUUAUUUCACUUGCACUAUCAUUUAUGGUUAAGAUUAAAUAAAAAGUUAAGUAUGAUUUUGUAUCUUUAAAAUUAUUAUUAUACCAGAACUUAUGCUGUUUCUUACUAAUUGUCUUUGAAAUAGUUCAUUUAAUUUGCAUUUAGUAAUGAACGAAUUAAAUAUUUAUUAGGGAUUAAGAUUUAUGAUGUUUAGGGAAAAAAGUGUAACAAAAACACUGAACUCUAAGUUCAAUUCAAAAAGGAGAAGUUCAUAAAAACUGAUAAAAUCAAACAGUUCUGACUGACACAAUGAAUUACUUCAUUUUAAAAGCUAUAAUUCCAGUGGGGUUUAAAGAAGUUCAAUCCAGGCAGGUGAAUUGAAAAAAAACAAUCAAUCAUGAACAAAUAGUCAAGUUUCUAAAGGUGAUGAGAGUCCCUCUGUUAUAAGGUCAGCUCUACAUAAAGAUAGAUUUAGUGUUACUUUGGAUAUAUUAUUAUAUGUUUGUUGGAUACCAAUUCUUAUGGAUUUCGUGGGUACAGGUGAACCAUGAAUUGACAUGUUCAACGAAUUACAAGUUUUUUAAAGGUUUGUAUGCAGACUUCAGCAAAUCUAUGAAAUCAAAUAUUCAAGAAAUUGAAAGUUUUCUUCAAUCCAUGAAAAUUGGUACCUACAAAAUUAAAUGAAUCCACAGUAAUACAUUAUAGGACUGAUUUAGGAGAAAUUAUAAAAAAAUGGUCUAAUAUAGUUUAAAUUCAUUGAUCCUUAAUUUUCAUAAUUGACCAAAUGUAAUAAGUGGUCAUGAAUUUUUGGUUUCGAACAGAGUUGAAAUCAAAUUAAUUGGAAAAUUGUUUUAAUUUGUGGGAUACUAAAAUUUUAUGAUUUAGUCAUCUGUAAAAUUCACGAUUUGUUUGGUCAUGAACAAGGAAAUACUUCUUUAUGCUGUAAUCAGUUCUAGAAUUUUCAUGACCUUCAUUGUUAAAGUCAGUAAGACCUUAUAAAGGAGUGGGGAAUACACAAUGGUAUAUAACCAAUAUUAUUUUAUAUAAGUAGUAAGGGCUGUUGCAUGAAAACAUACAUAAGACCCAGGGAGGGCACUUCGCAAUCAUGACUAUGACUUAGUGUCUAGUACAGUGAAAAUAUAAGUGAAAUUGUACAUUUGACUCUAUAGGUGGUUACCCCAAUUUAGAAAGUGCCUUGACAGGGUAACAUGUAUGUUUGAAUAGAACAGCUUUAAUUAGAAAGGCUAGUGAUAAAUUUUGUUUUGUCUGAUUUGAUUUUUUAUACAAUGAAUAAAUGUAAUUUUAUAGAAAAAAAACUAUACUUUGGAACCAAUAAUACAGUAUGAAAGAUGUAAAUGUGUAAUGGGAUAAUAAUCGAGUAUGUAUAGACGACAUUCAAGAAUCUCAUUUGAGGUUGUGAUCGAUAUGUGAUAUCAGGAGAUUAUAGCUGGAUAUAUCAGAUAUAUGGGAUUAAAAUUGUAAAGAAGUAGCAUGAUUCUUAUGUUAUCAGAGAGGAAUAAUUAAUAACCAUUUAACUUUUAACUGUAUUUGAAAUUAAUCAGAUUAACAAUGACCUUUAUUUUUUUCAUGAAUAACAUUGAAAAACUUUUUACAUGGUUUUUCAUUUAUCUCCCCUUAACUGAUUAUAAAUAUAUUACUUGUUUUUCCAAACUUUACUCUGAAGGUCCCUCAGAUAUUUGCAAAAAGUCUAUUAAAUAGUGCUUCGGUCCAUCUUUUAUUAAUUGUCUAGUAAGAAUUAAUCCUUUAUAAUAUAUAGACAUGUUAAAAUUCAGUAAAAAAAAAUUUGUGUACCAUUAAAUCUUAAUACUUGAUGGACCAGUAACUAUCUGUGACUUUCAAAAUGACUGCUUCCAUAACAAAUACACUUAUAUGUUGUAACAAAUAUUUCUGUAGAUAAUGGCACUGUACAUUACCCAUUAAGAGCACAUGUUUGUAUAUUACAUUAAUCAUUUUGCCAAACACAUGAUCCAGGACUAUGUAUGUGUAUGUUACUGUAUAGCUUGUUAUUUUUACUGUAAAAGGCCAAGCCUUGUGUUAUUGAAAUUUGUUGUAGAUUUUUUGUUCAAGAAACCAAAGGUUUUAUAGGCCAAAUAUUAACACCUCUCUGUCUUGGAAUAUUUAAUGCAAGAAUGAAUUCACUGGUUCUACAGUGUUCUUGAGAAGAUUCUGUUAUAUGAUGUAGGCUCUUAUAAUUUAUUUUUUUUCUUUUAUAUGAAUUAUAUACUGUGAUUUCAAAAAUUUUGCAAUGAUUUUUUAUAUGGUGAAAAUUACAAAAGGAUAGGUUUCACAGAUAUAACUUCUAUUUUGAAUUUUGAUAGCAUUAUUGUAUGUUGCAUUUCCUGAAAUUGCAAUGAUUAAUCAAUUAAUUUUGUCCAUGGUUCCAAAAUCUCAAUGAUAAACGCUUAUUUACAAAUUUAUGACUUUACAUUAUUGAACAAUGAUUUCAUAUUUUGGAACUUUACUGUGACUGAACUUAAUUUGCAAGUACUGACAACAUUUCGAAAAAUAAUUACUAAUGUUCUAUGAUGUUAAAUGUUUGUUAUUGAGAUGAUAAAAAGUUACAUGAAAAUUUUUUAUCAUAUGCAGUGGUAAACUUAUUUGAAACAAAAAGAUUGGAAGUAAUUUAUUUAUACGGAAAGAGGUAUUAAAAAAUAGCCAAACAAUCCUUAAUAGGCACACAAUGCCAGAUUUAGUCAAAAUGGUAUUUUGUGCAUAAUUUACAAUUAUGAUCUUAUCAAAAUGUAUGUAAUACAUUGUUGACAUUACAGAAAUACUAAAAUAAUGUUAAAUAAACAAUAUCCAGUCAUUAAAAUUAAUUUAUCAGUAUUUAUCAUGAAUAAACAAUGAACAUUCUGUAAAAAGAGAUAUUUUAUAAACUUGCAUUGUAUUUUUCAGUCAAAACCAUGUAAUGAACAUUUAGCAUUGUCAACAUUUUUUUAAGUGAAGCAAUAUAUAUCAUUAUCCAUUAACGACCAAACUGCUUUCUCUGGUUUAUAUUUUUAUAAUAGAUACAUUUUUGUUUGUAUAUUACGAUCAAUGUCCAGUAAUUGCAUACUCAUUUUUCAUUAGUGAUACAUGAAUUAGAAUAUUAAAAUUGCUUUAAUAUUUUAUUAAAUUUGUUUGAUAGAUAAUUAAUCAUGACAGUAAUUUUUUUAAUACUUAAAAGUCAUUAUUUGUUGCUUCUUUGAUUAUUUAAUAUCAUUUUGUGAAUUAAUGUAACUUUAAGAAAACAUUCCUUUAACAAUAGUUAUUGUCUCCCAUUGGUGGUCCUUAUGACUUAACUAACUUGGUAAAGGGAAAACGACUGGCUUUAAUUUAUUAUUAUUCAGUUAUCUUCAAUACUAGGUGACCGAGGAGAGAGAAUUUAUAUUUUAUUAUGCCAUUGAUCCUUUUGGCUCAAGGGAGGUUAUUUAUAAUCUCCCCUUUGUAAUUUGGUUUACGUGAUUGGCUUAUGUUUCUCAUUAGAUCAAAUAUGGCAGCCCCAUGUAUCAAGCAGUUAAUAUUUAUUCACCAUUUUUAUUAAGAUUGUAGUAAUUCUAAAUCAUUUUGUAAUCAAUCUUCAGACUUAUAUAUAUCAGAAUUAAAAUUCCAUAUUUCCAUAAUUACAAAAGUUAUCUCCCUUUUCUAUUUGCAAGGGUUAUCCCUCUUGUAAGAUGGUACAAAAAGAGCUUUAGAAAUAUUUGGAAUAAAAUAAAUUAAAAAAAAUAUAUCUAUGUGCAUAUUUACUGUCCAAAUGGAUAAGACUUUUACUUAAAUAUCAAAGAAAGGGGGAGGUCAAUGCUGAAUUAUCAGGUAUAAUGAUAACUUCCAUGCGUAAAUUGAUACAGAUAAAUAACAAAAGUUGCAUUGGUAGGAUCUGUGACAAAGGGAGAAACUUUAUGUAGAUGAGAUAAUCAUUUUUGCAUAUUUGAUACAUUAAACUAGAUUUUCCAAGACAUUUUAGCAAUAUUUGUGAAUUAUCCAUUGUGUUCAAUAUUGUAAUGAUUAUAACCAAGUGCAUAGCUUUUGAUGCUGUAAUGGUAAAAAGAUAUCUUUGCUUUGUUUAGUUUAUUUUGUUUGAUAGUGCCUGUGGACAUUUCUACCUCUGAAAAAUAAUUCCUAUUUCGAAAUCGAUAAAUUGAUUAAGUUGAUUCACCGGUAAAUACACUAAUAUUGAAUUAUAUGUGAAAUGAACAGGUAAAAAAAUUGAGAAUUAUAGAAUGAACAAAUCUGUAGGGGGAGGACAGAAGAUCUCUGUUGGCAUCCUAGUGCCAUAUUGUACAGUUGAACAUAUAGUGUAAUCUAUUUAUCAUCUACAAAAUAAACUAUGCUUUUAUA
This is a messenger RNA of Mytilus californianus (California mussel), 7188 nucleotides long. Its product is annotated as vasodilator-stimulated phosphoprotein-like. The coding region runs from base 152 to 1510 and encodes 452 amino acids. NCBI's taxonomy places the organism in Eukaryota, Metazoa, Mollusca, Bivalvia, Mytilida, Mytilidae. The record is from RefSeq and is a predicted model, not a curated record. Gene Ontology annotation, molecular function: SH3 domain binding. The transcript has 12 exons. Gene Ontology annotation, biological process: intracellular transport.